Messenger RNA from Aspergillus ibericus CBS 121593, 5509 nucleotides. Its product is annotated as putative ABC bile acid transporter. The record is from RefSeq and is a predicted model, not a curated record. The transcript is spliced from 2 exons. Gene Ontology annotation, biological process: transmembrane transport. Gene Ontology annotation, molecular function: ATP binding; ATP hydrolysis activity; ABC-type peptide transporter activity. Lineage: Eukaryota; Fungi; Ascomycota; Eurotiomycetes; Eurotiales; Aspergillaceae. Bases 417 to 5405 code for a protein of 1662 amino acids. Gene Ontology annotation, cellular component: fungal-type vacuole membrane; fungal-type vacuole.
GCUUUGCUUCUUCUAUCUACUUUAUUCCCUGCGCCCCUCUCCCCUCUCCCCUCUUCUCCAUUCUUUUCUUUCCUUACCCUCCAUCGAUACGGUGUGAUCCCCCGGGUGCCCGUGCGUGGUGAUUGCCAACCUCUCCUUCCAGGCAUCAUCCGGAUUUUUAAAGUUCGUGCCAGCCCCAUCCCGUCGGGCCUUGGUUCGACCUCGUUUUCAUUUUCUUUCCCGCCUAUCAUCUCGGCGAUGCUGGCCUUGUCCUGCAUCUAUACGCCGGGAAGCUACCACCAGAGCAGCUGAUCUUGAAUCAGGGCUUGUUUUCGAUUCGGCUUCAACUCUACCAGUCGUUCGACUGGUCCUGAGCCCGGAGCGCAUGGUUUUCCAUAGCUCUCGCUCAUCCACCUCUUCUUUUCCGUCCGUUAGCUAUGGCGGUCGAAUGUCACGGGCCCAUCUGGGCUGUCGAUGAUAUUUCCCGUUGCUUCCAACGCAACUAUCUUCAAGUUAUAUUUCCACUCACGGCUUGCGGAAUCUCCCUGCUAUUCAUCGCCCUUCGCAUCGCAUACGGGUGUGCUGUUUCUCGAAAAAGAGCGUCUUACAAGUUAUUGGACCACAAUGCAGUUGAAGGAGACUCGCAGGCUGCAACUUUGGAUGAUGAAGGGGAGGAGACCGAUCCAAUGCUGAACAAAGCGGCGCAAUCCGAAUUGCCAACCUUCGAAGUUGAUCGUCCUCGUGGUGAAAUAGCUACUUUGGCGCUGGAAAUUCUCGCGCUUGCGGGAGAGGUAGCCAUCUUCGUGAUUAUCCUUUCUACCGACACUUGGGGUCGACAUGGUACCCUCCCCGCCAUCGCCAAGCUGGUAUCAUGGGGCUAUAUCCUGUUCCUGGCGUUGGUCCGCUUGCUUCUUUCGACUCUGGACCUCCAUUCGUCCCCCAGACUCUGGAACCAUACCGCAUUCCUAUACGGCCUGCAAUGGGUAUUCACGGUCUUCAUUUUCCGAUCCGCAGUUAUCCACCCGUUGUCGAAACGUGCCAUGAUCUUCAGCUCUAUCGAGUUUGCCUUGUCCAGUCUACUGUUGCUCAUCGCAGUGACUACCCGCCGAGGAAACAAGAUGGUCUUGGUUUCCCAUGAUGAGGGUCUGGAGCCCGCAAGACACCCCGUUGCUAGCUUGCUUUCGCUGGCUACCUUCGCUUGGCUGGACCCCCUCAUCCUCAAAGGCUAUCGACAACCGUUGGAGCUUGACGAUGUCUGGGAUUUGACAGCCUCUCAGAAAGCUGCCACGGUGCUAGAGGAUUUCCGCCGCAGGCAUUAUCAAGGCUCACUGGUAUGGAAACUCGGUCGGUAUUUCUAUGGUACUCUUCUUCUACAGGGUGCCUGGACCAUCUUUUCGAACCUUUUUACCUACUUGCCCACGAUCCUACUCCGGGCAAUCCUGCAAUAUGUUGAGGAUCCAAGGUCUUCCACAUCGAACGCCGCAUGGCUUUAUGCCAUCUUGCUGUUUUGCUCGGGAGCUAUUCAAGGUGUCGCCGACGGGCAAGCUCUUUGGAUUGGACGCAAGCUGGGAGUGAAACUUCGGGCUAUCAUCAUCGGUGAGAUCUACGCGAAGGCCCUCAGGCGAAAGGCUGGAGCCUCCGUAGAAGCCACCAAGAAGCAGCCGGAAGAGCCGGCCAAGGAUCAGAAGAAGGGUGGUCUUUUCUCCUUUGGCCGUAAGAAAAAGAAGACAACAACUGACCCUGAGACAAACCCUCAAAAUGCGAAGGACGCACAAGAAGAUGACAAGGAACACAUGGCUAACAUCGGUACCAUCAUCAACCUGAUGGCUAUUGACUCGUUCAAGGUUAGCGAAGUCGGUGCCUAUCUGCACUUUCUGUGGGCCAGUGUCCCGGUGCAGAUUAUCAUCGCUGUAACACUUCUCUACCGACUGCUGGGGUUCAGCUCAUUUGCUGGAAUUGUCAUCAUGGUUUUUAUGCUGCCUAUCAAUCUUACCAUUGCGAAACAGUUUACGAAGGUGCAAAAUCAGAUCCUGAAGGGCACGGAUGCUCGCAUCCACAGCACGAAUGAGAUCCUCCAGAAUAUCAGGAUUAUUAAAUAUUUCGCCUGGGAGCAGCGGUUCCAGGAUAUUGUUAACGAGAAACGAAAGGCGGAGCUGAAAGCGUUGCGCUUCCGUUACAUCAUUUGGUCUACGGCGGCAACCGUCUGGUAUGGCACGCCCAUCCUCAUCACAUUCGCUUCUUUCUUCCUAUACACGGUCGUGGAAGGGAAGAAACUGACGCCCUCGAUCGCGUUCCCGGCUUUGUCGAUGUUCUCUUUGCUUCGCGUUCCCCUAGACCAGUUGGCCGAUAUGGUGGCGCACGUCCAAGAGUCAAAGGUCUCUCUUGACCGUGUGGAUACCUAUCUCAACGAGGAGGAGACUCAAAAGUACCGUCAGCUCGAGAAGGAUGAUUCUACCGGACAGCCGCCUAAGAUCGCGUUGGAAAACGCCACACUCACCUGGGGAUCCUCCCAAGGGAAAUACAAGGAUGAUCCUUCCGAAGAUAGCACCGAUGGUUUCCGUCUCAUCAACAUGAAUGUGGACUUCCAUGUUGGAAAGCUCAACCUCAUCACUGGUCCGACAGGCUCUGGAAAGACGUCGCUUCUCAUGGCACUUCUGGGAGAAAUGAAGCUUGUCCAAGGAAGAGUUUAUUUGCCCGGUGGGACCGUUAACCGCUCUGAACUCCCGGUUGAUCCUCAGACAGGGCUUAUCGAAAGCGUUGCGUACUGCGCGCAGGAAGCAUGGCUCGUGAACGCCACUGUCAAGGAAAACAUUGUGUUUGCAUCUCCCUACGAUGAACGUCGGUAUAAUGCUGUGAUCAAAGCGUGCGCCUUGGAGCGGGAUUUGGCGAUCCUCGAUGCGGGUGACCAGACCCUCGUGGGAGAAAAGGGCAUCAGUCUCUCCGGAGGCCAGAAACAAAGAAUCUCUCUCGCGCGCGCCGUGUAUAGUAGAGCUCGACACUUGCUCCUGGAUGACUGCCUGAGCGCUGUGGACUCGCAUACCGCUAAGCACAUCUUCCGCCAGGCAUUGACCGGGCCCUUGAUGAUGAACCGAUCUUGUGUACUUGUGACCCACAACGUUGCCUUGACCGUCCUUGAAGCAGCACAUGUUAUUGUUCUUGACAAUGGUAAAAUCACUGCUCAGGGUCCCCCGGACGAGGUCGCAGCGUCAGGUGCAUUGGGCGAUGAACUCCUUAAAUCCCGACCGACUUCCAGGACCACCACUCCACGACCCUCCCGCAGACCCUCGGACCAUGGGGAACAGGAGGAAGAAUCUCAUACGAACGGUCAUGCUACCAGUGCCCCGAAUGGAAAAGCCCAGGAGGGAAAGAGUCCCGAACCCAAGUUGCAGGAGUCCAAGGCUGUUGGCAGUAUCAAAUUGUCUACGGUUAAGAUGUACUUACAAUCAAUGGGAUCCUGGCGUUACUGGAUUGUGGCUGUGCUAGUCUUUUGCAUGCAGCAGCUCGGGUCUGUGUCGACUAAUAUCUGGAUCAGACAGUGGGCGAAUGCUUACCAGACCGAGGAUAUUGGCGCGGAUGAUGCUGGUGACUACGCAGCAAUGGCGAGCUUGAAGAUCCCAUCGUUCAAUGUCGGUGGUGUCCCUCGGACUUCCACUUUCACUGCACCUCAGUUUGGCACGCGGUCCGCUACCGCCAAUGGUAACGUGGAUGUGCCGUACUAUCUUGGAGUCUACGCUCUGCUAGGAGUUGCUUUCGUUGCCAUUUCGCUGGUCAGAGAAGCUGUUCUUUUCUGGGGCUCCCUACAGGCAUCACACUCAAUUCACCAGCGCCUUUUGAAAGCAGUGAUGCAUGCGAAAUUCAAGUUCUUUGAUUCGACCCCGCUCGGCCAAUUGAUGAACCGGUUCUCCAAGGAUGUGGAAUCCGUUGACCAAGAAGUUGCGCCCGUGGCGAUCGGCAUGCUCCAUAGUCUGGCAUCUGUCGUCAUGAUUGUGAUUUUGAUUUCCAUCAUCACUCCCGGUUUCCUGAUUGCCGGUAUCUUCAUCACGUUGGUGUAUGUCGCCCUCGGCGCUAUCUACCUGAACUCGUCUCGUGAUCUCAAGAGGCUCGAGUCUGUGCAGCGGAGUCCACUGUAUCAGCAAUUUGGCGAGACGCUCAACGGUAUUGUUACCAUUCGUGCCUAUGGUGAUGGACCGAGAUUUAUCGUGGACAAUCACCGUCGGAUCAAUGCCUACAACCGGCCCCAUAUCUACCUUUGGGCGAGCAAUCGUUGGCUUGCGCUUCGAGUCGAUGUCACAGGCGCUCUUGUCUCGUUCUUUACGGCUGUUUUCGUCCUGCUGAACAUUGGAAAGAUCGAUGCCGGAGCUGCUGGACUUUCCCUGACCUACGCAGUCACGUUCACAGAGAAUGUUCUCUGGCUCGUGCGGUUGUAUUCGGAGGUUCAACAGAACAUGAACUCCGUUGAACGUGUGAGAGAGUACCUCGAAGUUGAGCAAGAAGCAGACGCCGUCAUUCCUGACUCCAGACCCCCAGCCAAGUGGCCCAGUGGUGGUGCAGUUGACUUCGUCGGAUAUACCACUCGGUACCGACCUGAUCUUGACCCUGUUCUUCGGAAUGUCUCAUUCAACGUGCAACCCGGAGAGAAGGUUGGUAUCGUCGGCCGUACCGGUGCUGGCAAGAGUUCUCUUGCUCUCGCACUUUUCCGUGGUCUUGAGGCUGAAAAGGGCCGCAUCGUCAUCGACGGCGUGGAUAUUAGCGCCAUUGGCCUUCGUGACUUGCGGGAGUCGAUCACCAUCGUCCCCCAGGACCCUACUCUAUUUACGGGAACCCUCCGCAGCAACCUCGACCCCUUCAACAUCUUCACGGACGAGCAGAUCUUCAAUGCUCUGCGACGCGUACACCUAAUCGGCCCCGGUACCUCUGGCACAGCGACUCCCAUGACGACCAGCACAAUUGCGGAGCCUUCCGCCACACCAAACGGCGUCACCAGCAGCGGCAUCCUCGAUAACAAGAACAUCUUCCUGAACCUGGACACCGCGGUCUCCGAAUCCGGCUCCAACCUGUCCCAAGGCCAGCGACAGCUCCUAUGUCUUGCUCGUGCCCUUCUCAAGAACCCCAAGGUCUUAAUGAUGGACGAAGCCACCGCCUCCAUUGACUACAACACCGAUUCCAAGAUCCAGGAAACCCUCCGAGAACUCCGCGAGAGCACCAUCAUCACCAUCGCACAUCGCCUCCAGACAAUCAUCGACUACGACAAGGUCCUGGUCCUCGACCACGGUCGCGUCAUCGAAUUCGAUCACCCCUGGACGUUGAUUAACAAGGGUGAUGGCCUCUUCCGAAGCAUGUGUGAGAACAGUGGUAAUAUGGACGGUCUUCUGGAAGGUGCCAAGAAAGCCUGGGAUCAUAAAAAAGAUAGUGGUAAUGACUCAUAGACCGUCCCUUUCUUCUUCCUUUCCGUCUUUACGCCCCCCCGUCCUCCCCAUGUCUCUGUGAAUUUGUCUCAUUUUCUUUCUGGAGGGGAGGGGGGGGGGGGGGC